Cryptosporidium ubiquitum is the source of this 633-nucleotide messenger RNA. RefSeq lists its product as uncharacterized. The transcript is spliced from 3 exons. NCBI's taxonomy places the organism in Eukaryota, Apicomplexa, Conoidasida, Eucoccidiorida, Cryptosporidiidae. Gene Ontology annotation, biological process: mitotic DNA replication initiation. The record is from RefSeq and is a predicted model, not a curated record. Gene Ontology annotation, cellular component: GINS complex. Bases 1 to 633 code for a protein of 210 amino acids.
AUGGUUGAAGAGAGAUUGGAUUUUAUCGAGGAAUUUACGAAGACCAGAGAGGAUCUACAGAAACGCUCUUUUUCCAAUGUAGACUGGGACGUGGAUUAUCUACUAAUGAACGAAACGCUACUGCCUUGUAGAAUGGUAUUGACACAAAAAGAGUGUGCUUUUAUGUCCAUGGAUAAUCAAUCAAAAGAAAACAAUGAGAUUUCUGCUGGUGAGGUAUUGCAGCUCCCAAUAUGGCUUGCAAAAGAACUACACUCCAGGGGUUUUGUUGGUAUUAACUAUCCUGAUUUUCUUUCGUCAAAAAUGUCAAAUGCUUUGAAGACUGACCCCUGUAGUGUGGAUUUAAACAAUAUUUCACCUUAUUUCUUUCAAGUUAGUGUAAUCCUACUGAGCAUACUACAAGAUGAAUUGUUUCUCAAAGUAAUUUUGGAAUCUUUUCGAAGUCGCCUUGAAAAGUUGUUUCUGGUCUCAAUCUAUCUGCAUUUUCCAAACUCUUCUGAAUCUUCAAAAAUGAAUAGUGACCAUACAAAGGUAUUUCUUAAAUCUCUUACCUCUAUUGAAAAAGAUAUGUUAGAAGAAUCUUCCAUUAGAUACUUUCAGUCCGCCAAUGCUCUAUAUUGCAGAAGAAUCAAAUAG